Molecule: messenger RNA, 237 nt
Organism: Fusarium odoratissimum NRRL 54006
Lineage: Eukaryota; Fungi; Ascomycota; Sordariomycetes; Hypocreales; Nectriaceae
Exons: 1
Coding region: 1-237 (78 amino acids)
Source: RefSeq, a predicted model, not a curated record
AUGCAUCCUUCAAUGACCUCCACGAUCGCCUUUUCGAUCCCAUUUUCUCCCUAUGCCGAUGUUGCUGCCGAAAUGCCAUCUCCAAUCCCGGCCAACGGUGGUGUCCAGCCCGACCAGUGCCCUCACAGCGAGAUAUGUCAAUGUGCGGAAUGCCCCGGCUGCAAGAACUUAAUUUAUGUCUGGAAGACUGAGCAGUGUGCUGCAUGCUACAUGGACCACCCUGCCAUUGUUCAAUAA